Frankliniella occidentalis (western flower thrips) is the source of this 1829-nucleotide messenger RNA. Its product is annotated as interleukin-1 receptor-associated kinase 4. Bases 90 to 1682 code for a protein of 530 amino acids. Lineage: Eukaryota; Metazoa; Arthropoda; Insecta; Thysanoptera; Thripidae. Gene Ontology annotation, biological process: protein phosphorylation. Gene Ontology annotation, molecular function: protein kinase activity; ATP binding. Gene Ontology annotation, cellular component: plasma membrane. The record is from RefSeq and is a predicted model, not a curated record. The transcript is spliced from 11 exons.
GCUCAGAGUUGCAGGCAGAGCGAAGUGGGAAACAAAUCAAAGCACUAUUAACCUACUCGCAGUAAUGUUUUAAAUUGCGAUUUCUGCGAAUGGUUCUUAAAACAGGUGUCUGUGAAGGCUGCCUGGUUAAACUCAUAGUAAUAAUAAUAAUUUUCGGCUGUGUGGUGUUUGAACGAGAGACAGAAGUGCGCAAAUUACGCCUUUUAUCUAUUACUGCCCAUUAUGGACUAGUCGAAGCUCUUGAAUCAGGCUCUGCGUGGAAGAAAGUCAUGGCACUUGUACGAAGAAUACCAACUGAUAUUUUGCCAUGCCCUAUAAAAUACACAUCUAGGCACAUACACAUGGUUCAAGAUGCUGGUGAGAAGCAAAACCGAAGUUGUUCAGAAAUCUUCCUUGAAGAAUGGGGUUGCAGCGGUAGAAAACGACCUACACUUGCUGAUCUACUAACCUUACUGAAAAAGGCAGAAUUGUAUAAGGCAGCUGAUUAUGUUGCAAUCCAGCUUCUGAAAGAAUCCCGUCCAAGUAGACCAGUUUGUGGUCCAGCUGCUGAGGUAUUAGUUCCCACUGAGAUGUUAAAUGGGAAGUCUGCUGCUCCAACAGCUCCACCUGCCUCCAAUCCUAAUGAGAAUUACAGAAGUGGAUGGCCUGAAGUUGCCAAUAUACCGGUAGUUUCUUUGACGAUUGAUGACGAAACAGCUAAUGUUGAAUCUACCAAAAUUGAACAACAACUAGUAACAGUCCCUGUUGAGCAAAUUAAUAUAAACACGCCUGAACAUAUCCCUUAUAAGAAGUUACAGGCUAUAACAAAUAGUUUCGAUUGUAAUCCUGUUGGAGAAAAUAAUGGGAGGCUAUUGGGGAAAGGAGCCUUUGGUUCAGUGCAUUUAGCAAUCGAAGAUAAUAUUUUGACAGCUGUAAAACGUUUGAAUGUCGACAUUGUUGAUAUUGACCGACUUUUUCAGAAUGAACUAGAAGCUUUGUUAAGAGUUGAACAUUCCAAUCUGCUCCGUAUGGUUGCAUAUUCUAAAGAUGGACCAGAGAAGUGUCUUGUUUAUGAAUACAUGAGUCAAGGUGAUCUAGAAGAAAGACUUUCUUGCAAGGGAAGGUGGUCAAUUCCUCUGCCUUACUUGGUCAGAAUCAAGAUUGCUCUCGGCACAUCAAAUGGUCUUCAACAUUUGCACGAGUAUCGGGAUCCACCUCUUGUGCACAGAGAUGUUAAAAGUGCUAACAUUUUGCUUGACAAAGAUCUCAUUCCUAAGCUAGGAGAUUUUGGUCUCAUACGACUUGGUGAUUCCUCUGACGGAGACUCUUCAGCUAUUUUGGCAUCAACAGUAUUUGGUACUUCUGUAUAUAUGGCCCCAGAGGCCAUGCGAGGAGAAGUAACAGUAAAGAAUGAUGUUUUCAGUAUUGGAGUGGUCCUGUUAGAAUUGCUAACUGGUUUGUCACCCUAUGACGCUAAUGGAGAGGGGCUAGACUUGGUAACCCAUGUUAUGGAAAUGUGUGAUGGCCAUAGUCAAUCCAAUUACACACUACUAGAUGGCAAGGCUGGAAAUUGGACGUCAGAAGGAGGGAUUGAUUUAUCAAAACAACUUUUUUCUUUGGCACAAGACUGCCUGGAAGACAAGGACAGAAGACCUUUUAUGUCCACAGUUGUUCAAAGAUUACAAACUAUUAUAAACUCAUGAUUAUGAUCAAAGAUAUACUUUAAUAUUGAAUAAUAGCAUUUAUAUUUGUAAAAAAUAACAAGGGUAAAAAACUGAUGAAAUUACAAAACUGCAUAAACUUAAUAUUAACACAAUAGUUUUAGAAAAAUACAUUUCAGAUAAAUUGUG